This is a messenger RNA of Xylaria bambusicola, 3993 nucleotides long. RefSeq names its product multidrug resistance protein. Gene Ontology annotation, molecular function: ABC-type transporter activity; ATP hydrolysis activity; ATP binding. The coding region runs from base 1 to 3993 and encodes 1330 amino acids. Lineage: Eukaryota; Fungi; Ascomycota; Sordariomycetes; Xylariales; Xylariaceae. The transcript has 10 exons. Gene Ontology annotation, cellular component: membrane. The record is from RefSeq and is a predicted model, not a curated record. Gene Ontology annotation, biological process: transmembrane transport.
AUGGGGGCAGAGCUUCCAGAGACUAGCCAGUCGGUUUCAGAGGGGACUGAGAAACCAGCUGUUGUCACCCCUCCUGAUCAUACUACUAAAGAAGAAGAGGCCGAACAAGAUGCGAAGCUACAUCCCGAGCGAGAAGCGGCUUUCAAGGACUACCUCCGAGUCUUUAGUUAUGCUCGAGGAUGGGAUCUCCCUCUUUUUGCUCUAGCUGCCGUGGCGGCCGCAGGAGCAGGAGUUACUCUCCCAUUAGUUAAUAUUAUCUUUGGCAGGCUUGUCAACCAGUUCAACGGCUACUUCCUCGAUCCACCAACACUUACUCGUCCUGAGUUUCAAGCUUCGCUGAAUAGACAAGCACUAUAUCUCUUCGUGAUUUUCUUAGCCAGAUUCACCCUGGCUUACCUUAACAAGUUCGCAUACCGUAUGAUAGGCAUUCGGAUGUCAGCUGCCAUUAGACUUGAUUACUUGCGUUCCCUAUUCGGUCAAACCAUUCAUGUACUCGACUCUAUGCCUCCGGGCGCAGCAGCGGGAACCAUAACAACAACUGCAAACACUUUGCAGCUUGGUAUCUCCGAGAAACUUGGUACACUCAUCGAGUAUACGUCUACUAUUAUCGCCGCCAUUAUCAUUGCCUACACUUACAGCUGGUCCCAGGCCCUCGUUACUAGCUCCGUUAUCCUAUUUAUUAGCUUGGUCCUAGGUGUAGUGGUGCCAUUUGUUCUCAAGGGUACCGGACGGCUCACUAGAGCUGAGACAAAAGCCUCUGCCAUAGCCAGCGAGGCAUUCUCAUCCAUCAGGAUGGUCACUGCUUGUGGUGCCGAGGACAGGAUGGCGAAACGAUUUGCUGUCUGGGUUGCUGCCGCCAAGAGACAUGGACAGAAAACAUCACCUUUCCUGGGUCUCCAGUUUGGUCUCAUUUUCUUCUCCAUUUUCGCGACAUUCGGCCUUUCCUUUUGGUUCGGUACGAAAUCUUUUCGUGAGGGCCGCAUUGGUGAUGUAGGUACUGUCACCGUUGUACUCUUUUCCGUGUUUCUACUCGUCUUCUCCUUAGAGCGAAUCUCGACUCCACUUAUCGCUAUUGGUAAAGCCACAGUGGCCGCGUGCGAGUUCUUUAUUGUUAUCGACGCACCUCGGCCCAUCCAGGGAGAGCUAAAAGAGCCCGACGUCUCCGCAAGUAACGAUAUUGUCUUCAAGGAUGUCGACUUUGCCUACCCUAGUCGACCGCACGUCAAGGUCUUGGAUGAGCUUAACCUCACUAUUGAAGCAGGGAAGCUUACAGCCAUUGUUGGUCCUUCAGGCUCAGGAAAGAGUACCAUUGUUGGACUGGUAGAACGCUGGUAUACCCUCCAUGAUCAGCACAUUAUCGCCAAGGCGAUCGAUAAACAGGCGAAGAAGGCAGAAGAAAAGAAGAAAAACAAGAAGAAGAAUAAGAAGAAGUCAACGAACCCUGAAGACGAAUCAGAUGACGAUGAACCCCAACCCGAGCCAGAGUCUACGGGCGCUGCUAUUGAACUGAAGGGCUCCAUAUCGACUUGUGGCCAUGAGCUCGACGACAUGCAGCUAAAGUGGUGGCGAUCUCAGAUUGGCCUUGUGCAACAGGAACCUUUUCUCUUUCACGAUACUGUAUACAAAAACGUCGCUUAUGGUCUGAUUGGCUCGGGAAUGGAGAAUGAAACCGAGGAACGGAAAAAGGAACUGGUCAGGGAGGCUUGUAAGGAAGCAUUCGCAGAUGAAUUCAUUGAUCGACUUCCCGACGGCUACGAGACUAUGGUUGGAGAUAACGGGAUGAAACUCUCUGGAGGGCAACGCCAGCGAAUCUGUAUUGCUCGAGCCAUCAUCAAGCGACCUAAGAUUCUCAUUCUCGACGAAGCAACAUCGGCAAUCGAUGUACGUGGAGAGCGUAUCGUUCAGGCUGCACUAGAUCGGGUCUCGCAGGGUCGAACCACCAUCACUAUUGCGCAUCGUUUAUCUACAAUCAAGAAGGCCGAUAGAAUUGUUGUGCUGAAGAAAGGCAAGGUCGUUGAAUCAGGGAACCACGAGUCCCUACUUCAGAACGACAAAGGUGUUUACUAUGGACUUGUUCACGCACAACAGCUCUCGCUCGGUGAGCCCACUGAUGCCAGUGACUCUGAAGAACCAGAAGAGGAAGAUAUUGCGGCUAUUCUCACCCGAGAGAAGAGCGCUGCUGUGUCAGAUAUGGCAGAUGAGUCAAAGCCAGAAGGCUGGAAGAAUCGGGGCUUAAUUGGUAGUUUCGGCAAGCUGCUAUAUGAGCAGCGUAGUCGAUUCCCUAACUAUUUUGUUAUUAUUGUAGCAGCUGCAGCUGCAGCAUCCAAUGCACCGCUACAGGCGUGGCUAUUUGCGAAAAUCAUUGUAGUCUUCCAGUACAUCAAUGACUUGCCCAAAUUCACUUCAGAGGCUAACUUCUGGUCUUUGAUCUGGGUUAUUCUGGGUAUUGGCGUCGGCAUCUCUUACUUUACUCUUACUCUCAUAUCUACCCGUCUAGCCUAUCACGUGUCUUCGACCUAUAGGCAGCAGUACUUUGAGGGUAUAUUGUACCAAAAGACCUCAUUCUAUGACGCAGAAGAGAACUCGGCCGGGACCCUCACUGCUAGGGUCGGAGGUGAUCCUAAACAGUUGGAAGAGUUGCUCGGAGUAAACAUGGCACUGGUGUACACGUCAUUCUUCACUUUGAUCGGCGCUCUUGCUAUUGCUUAUGCCUUUGGGUGGAAACUUGCCUUGGUGGCCACGACUGUCACUGCACCAAUUGGUCUGCUUGCCGGCUAUUACAGAUUCAAGUAUGAACUAGAGUUUGAAAAGAUGAAUAAUGCCGUGUUCGCCGAGUCUUCGCAAUUCGCUGCCGAAGCAAUUGGCGCCUUCCGAACCGUCUCAUCUCUUACCCUCGAGGAUACGAUUACUACUCGCUACGAAGGCUUGUUAAUGGGCCACGUAGGAGAGGCUUUCCGAAAGGCAACCUGGAGGACUCUCAUUUUCGCCUUCUCUGAUAGCGUAGGUCUUGCUGUGCAGUCUUUGAUCUUUUGGUACGGCGGUACUCUUUUGGCUUCGCGCGAGUACGGUAUCCUGAAUUUCUUCGUUUGUUACAUCGCAGUUAUCCAGGGAGCCGAAGGCGCUGGUCAAGGGUUCAGUUUUGGUCCGAAUGCAGCGCAGGCUACGGCCGCAGCUAACCGUAUCUUAAGCAUCCGUGAGUCGCGCAACAGAGACAGAGACAUCAACACAGCGCAGAUUCCCGACGCCGAGGGUGGUGUUAAAAUUGAACUGAAGGAUGUGCAUUUCAGGUAUCCCUCCAGAAAUAUUUCGAUCUUCAAAGGAAUCAAUAUCACCAUCGAAAAGGGGCAAUUUGCUGCACUUGUGGGCGCCUCCGGUUGUGGAAAGACGAGCAUUAUCUCCCUGCUAGAGCGUUUUUACGAAGUUCCCCGUGGCCAGAUUCUCGCUAAUGGAACCGAUAUCUCCACGUUGGAUGUCUUUGAAUACCGUAAGAAACUGUCACUCGUGGCGCAAGAGCCGACUCUGUUUCAAGGGACAUUGCGCGAGAAUAUUCUUCUCGGUGUGAACCCUGAUUUGAUUUCGGAGGAGCAGUUACAUGCCGUGUGUCGCGAUGCCAGUAUCCAUGACUUCAUCAUCUCGUUACCUGAUGGCUACAAUACCGAAAUCGGCAGUCGUGGUGUAUCGUUGUCCGGCGGCCAGAAACAGCGUAUCGCCAUUGCGCGUGCACUCAUCCGGCAACCUAGCAUCUUAUUGCUUGAUGAGGCCACCAGCUCUUUAGACUCGGAGAGUGAGAAACUAGUGCAGGCAGCCUUUGAACGCGCCGCAUAUGGCCGGACUAUGGUCGUCGUCGCUCACCGUCUUGCCACCGUGCAGAAUGCCGAUGUCAUUUUCGUCCUCGGCGAAGGAAAAGUGCUUGAGCAAGGUUCACAUGUCGAGCUCCUGAAGAAGAGGGGCGUCUACUGGAAUAUGUGCCAGAGUCAAGCUCUGGACAGGUGA